AAUACUUUGAAAUAGCAUAAUAUCCCAGACGCCAGAGCCGCUCAAAUUCGCAAACAGUGCAAUCAGAAUUGAUGUUGGCUGUUCGUCUCGUAAAUAGACGACGAAAUCGAUUACGUCCUAUCGCAGCCUUCGCAUAUCCGUGCUGCCGGCCAGCUACAGGAUUAAUUCGAGCAUACAGCGAUGGAGGUCAGGUUAUAGCGACAAAUGUGACAGGCGGCAGCAAGGCUGGGCAGAAAAACCCGAAGACUGCUGAGUCCACCGCGGAGGCCACAAAAUCUACCAAGAAACCGCGCAAACAGAGGAGUGACGCAGGAACAUCAAGGGGGGGUAAUAAUAGUGGGAAUCCGCCGAAACCCAGGACCCCAUCAACAAAACCGAGGAAGAAGAGGAGUGAUGCAGGGGUUCUCAAGGGGCCUCUUUUGAAGAAAGCAUUUGAAGAUGUGUUGCAUGGAGCCAGAACCGCGAUCCCAGAAGGCGAAGCGGAGACAGAUUCAGUACCUAGCAAGCGGAAAAGCGUCAAAAGCUUAUCACGAAUUGCGUUUGGCAAACGCGGAGACAAAGCCCGUCAGAACAUUAUCGGCGAGGAAUUAUGUGAUGAUAUUAUACAACGACUAGCUCCGAGCCUUGAGAAGCACAAGGGAUGUGAUAUAAUAGACAUCAACCCCGGAGUCGGCCUAUGGUCGUCCAAACUGCACGAUAUCGUGAAGCCCCGGACUCACAUCCUCAUGGAACCCGACUCCUCGACAUAUAAACCCUACCUCGAGCCCCUAUUAAACCAAAAAGACUCCACCUACAAGCUCCUCCCCAUGUCCGGCAUCAUCUGGAACAACCUCAACAAACUCGAACGCGACGGCCACCUCCCGCACCAAACCCUCCUCUCCCCCAGCGACCCCUCCCUCGAAAAACCCAACACCACCCUCCUCGUAACCGCCAACCUAGGCUACUGGCCGCGCCGCCCCUACAUCGGCUUCCCCUCCAUCACGACCCUCGUAGUCCACCAACUCCUCACCGCCACGCGCGCCCACUCCGUCUUCCAAGGCUACGGGCAAGUGCGCAUGCUAAUCUGGAUGCACGACCUCGAGAAACGCAUCGUCCUCCCCCGGCUGAUCAUCAACCGUCGCAAAUCCAGCAUCGAAGCCGAGAUAUCCUGCGAAUACAUCCAUGAAGUAGCGGGUGGCGACCUGGAAACCGAAAACUUCCGCCGCGAACAGGCAAUCGACAUGCUCUCCGGCCAGCGCGUCGCUCCCGCCAUGGCGGCUGCGGGUCUGCACACCCCGCCGCACCGCGAGGGGAUCAUGGAGAGGGAAGCGCGGACCUCGCAACUCGCUGCUAGCACGCCUAAUAUCGGCGUCCGCCGCCCUUUUGAAGAUGAACUCACGGCCCUGGAAGAACGCUACGCGGCCGGAGAGUUCCCGGAGUUCUACGAUGAAGUGGAAGACCAUCACGUCGCGACGCCCGAGGUCUCGCUCGAUAGCACGAGGCGCCGCACAGAGGAGUUCCGACGCUUGCAGGCCCUACGAUGGAGACUUAAAGCGGUGGGGGUCGUGAAUGAUCUAGUUGAGUCACGGCUCGACAGCUACGAAGCUCUUGAAAACGAAUGGGUUGCCCUCCGCGCCUCUAACGAUCCAAAGCGCGAAGAGGGCAUGGCUAGAGUAGAAGAGGGUAUACGAGAGUGGCGCCGCGCCCUAGAGUCCGGGGCACGCACAACAGUCACAGCAGUGACCCAGCGCCUCGAAGAGCGUCGCGGGUUCCUCGCCGAGCCCGCCCUACUAGUCUGGGACCGCCGCGCCAUGGAGCCCUUGAUCGUCAAACCAUCCGAAUUCGCGCCCGCGCAACCAAUGGCACUACUUGAUUUCCAGCCCCGCAGCAUCUGGCCGAGCCUCAGGGCGGAGGGGUUGGGUUGCUACGAUUACUUUGAGUUUAUGCUCGCGGCGCUGUUUAUCAUGCCGAAGCAGAGUGUGGUUGCUGGGUUGAGGGCGCUGGCGCCGGGGGCGGAGGAGUGGAUCCUGCCGAGGUGUCCGGCGUUGAGGGAUGUGGGUAAGGGGGGAGUGGUGGAUUUGGAGAUGUUGACGGUGAGGAGUUUGACGGAGGGGAUGUUGAGGGAGAUGUUUGAGGAGUUUAUGAGGUGGCCUUUUCGGCCGAGUAAGGCGGAGAUGGUGGCGAGGGGGGGGAGUCAGGAUUUGCAUGGGGAUGGGGAGGGGGAGAUGGAUAAACAUGGGGGAGGGGGGUAG
This is a messenger RNA of Pseudogymnoascus verrucosus, 2231 nucleotides long. RefSeq lists its product as uncharacterized. Gene Ontology annotation, biological process: transcription initiation at mitochondrial promoter. NCBI's taxonomy places the organism in Eukaryota, Fungi, Ascomycota, Leotiomycetes, Thelebolales, Thelebolaceae. The transcript is spliced from 3 exons. Gene Ontology annotation, cellular component: mitochondrial DNA-directed RNA polymerase complex; mitochondrial matrix. Gene Ontology annotation, molecular function: mitochondrial transcription factor activity. The record is from RefSeq and is a predicted model, not a curated record. Bases 72 to 2231 code for a protein of 719 amino acids.